Messenger RNA from Triticum aestivum (bread wheat), 1446 nucleotides. RefSeq names its product aspartyl protease family protein At5g10770-like. Gene Ontology annotation, molecular function: aspartic-type endopeptidase activity. The transcript has 2 exons. The record is from RefSeq and is a predicted model, not a curated record. Gene Ontology annotation, biological process: proteolysis. Lineage: Eukaryota; Viridiplantae; Streptophyta; Magnoliopsida; Poales; Poaceae. The coding region runs from base 1 to 1446 and encodes 481 amino acids.
AUGGCUUCUCCUCACUUGUUCUUGUGCAUCCUCCUUGUCGUAUUUGGCAGCUACCUUGCCACCAUUUCUGCUGCAGGCGACGGUAAGCAAAGCUUCGUUGUGGUGUCAACCAGCUCAUUUCAGACGCAAGAUGUCUGCUCCACCUCCACAUCCACAUCCACAAUGAAGCCGCGGCCAAACCGCGCCGGCGCCGCUGUGCCUCUGGUGCACAGGCACGGACCCUGUGCCAAGUCUCCGUCCACCGACAAGCCAUCAUCUUUCGCCGAGGCGCUUCACAGAAGCCGCGUCCGCGCAGACUACAUCAUGAGCAGAGCACUGAGGGGGAGGGGCACCACCACCACCAUGGAGAUGCACGAACAGGAGGAGGGCAAGGUGAGCAUCCCGGCGCACCUGGGCACCUCCGAGGACUCGCAGGAGUACGUGGUGACGUUGGGCCUGGGCACGCCGGCCGUGGAGCAGGUCCUGCUCCUGGACACCGGCAGCGAUCUGUCGUGGGUGCAGUGCGCGCCAUGCAACUCCACCGACUGCUACCCUCAGAAGGAUCCCUUGUUCGACCCGCGCAAGUCCUCCACGUACGCUCCCAUCCCCUGCGGCUCCGACGUCUGCAAGAGCCUCAAGUCCAACCACUUGGACAAUGGCUGCAGCAUGAACGACAAUGGCACCCAGUCCCAGUGCGGGUAUCGAGUCGAAUACGGAGGAGGUUUAAAGACCAGGGGCGUGUACAGCACCGAGGCGCUCACGCUGGCUCCCGGCGAAGUGGUCAAGGACUUCCAUUUCGGCUGCGCAUACAAGCAGCGCGGUGCCGACGACAAGUCCGACGGCCUGCUCGGGCUCGGCGGGGCGCCCCAGUCGCUCCCGGUCCAGACCUCCGCCCUCUACGGCGGCUCCUUCUCCUACUGCCUCCCGCCGGUGAGCAGUGGCACCGGGUUCCUCGCCCUUGGCGCGCCCAGCAACACCUCGGGCUUCUCAUUCACGCCGAUGACUGACUUCAUGGAUGAUGGAACCUCCUACCUGGUGAAGCUCACCGGCAUCAGCGUCGGCGGGAAGCAGCUCCGCAUCCCACGGAAGGUGUUCGAGGGGGGCCUGAUCGUGGACUGCGGUAAUAUCAUCUCACAUCUACCGUCGACGCCCUACGCUAAACUGCGGUCCGCGUUCCGGGCGGCCAUGGCGGCUUACCCGCUCAUCCCUAGUGAUGACGACGACACAUGCUAUAACUUCACCGGAUACAGCGAUGUUACCGUGCCCAAGGUCGCACUCACGUUCACGGGCGGCGUCACGGUCGACCUCGAUGUCCCCAAUGGAGUUCUGCUGGAUGGCUGUCUGGCAUUCACCGAGUCCGGGUCAGAUGGUUACGUGGGGUUCCUCGGCAAUGUCCAAAUGAGAACGUUGGAGAUGUUGUACGACGCUAGGGGUGGUGGACUUGGAUUCCGGACAGGUGCGUGCUGA